Messenger RNA from Sus scrofa (pig), 1241 nucleotides. The record is from RefSeq and is a predicted model, not a curated record. NCBI's taxonomy places the organism in Eukaryota, Metazoa, Chordata, Mammalia, Artiodactyla, Suidae.
CAGCCUUUGAAAACAAGUAUUUUUAAACUAGAAGAGGGUCCAGAACCCCCACUUAUUCCAGAGGGAAAAAAUGAAGCCAAUCAUCAAGAAGGACAAAUAGAAUUUAAUAGGCAAAGAGAUGGCAAUACCCAAGGACAACCAAGGGCAUUUAGUCUGCAAGAACAACCAGGAUAUUCUAACCAGCCAAGGAAACCAAGGAAUUUUAAUCAGCAAGGGAAGCCAGGAGUUUUCAAUCAGCCUGGGAGUCUGCAAGGAAGUUCAGGACAAUCUGACCAAAAAGGGAAUCAAGAAGCUUGUAAUGAGCAAGGAAAACCAGGUUGUUCUGGCCAGCAAGGAAAGCCAGGAUCAUCUAAUGAGGGAGGGAAGCCAGGGUCAUCUAAUGAGCACGGGAAGCCAGGAUCUUCUGGCCAGCAAGGAAAACCAGGGUCAUCUAACCAGCAAGGGAAGCCAGGGUCAUCUAAUGAGCAAGGGAAGCCAGGGUCAUCUAAUGAGCAAGGGAAGCCAGGAUCUUCUAACCAGCAAGGGAAGCCAGGGUCAUCUAAUGAGCACGGGAAGCCAGGAUCUUCUGGCCAGCAAGGAAAACCAGUAUCUUCUAACCAGCAAGGGAAGCCAGGGUCAUCUAAUGAGCAAGGGAAGCCAGGGUCAUCUAAUGAGCAAGGGAAGCCAGGAUCUUCUAACCAGCAAGGGAAGCCAGGGUCAUCUAAUGAGCAAGGGAAGCCAGGAUCUUCUGGCCAGCGAGGGAAACCAGGAUCUUCUAACCAGCAAGGAAAACCAGUAUCGUCUAACCAGCAAGGGAAACCGGGGUCAUCUAAUGAACAAGGGAAGCCAGGAUCUUCUAACCAGCAAGGGAAGCCAGGAUCUUCUGGCCAGCAAGGGAAGCCAGGAUCUUCUGGCCAGCAAGGGAAGCCAGGAUCUUCUGGCCAGCAAGGGAAACCAGGGUCAGCUAGCCAAAAAGGAGAGCCAGGAUUGUCCAGCCACCAAGGAAAAGCAAGGUCCUUUUACAAUCAAGAAGAAAAAAUGGAGGCAACUCUUUGAAUGACAGUUUAAUGGAGAUUCAGGUCGAGUAAUGGAAAACUGAGCCUGAACCACGAGGGGCAAUGUUAAGCAUCCACAGCAACCAAACUACCUGGAACCUUAGAAUCCACUUCCCAUUCUCUUUAAACAAUGGGUUUCCCUGGGAGUUCCACUGAGGUCCGCCUGAGUCAUACAGAUAUGAUGGAUCCUACAUUCUUUACUAGUUU